CGUUUUCAUUGACUCAUUCUCUGCAUAGAUCGCACCCAGAACGAACCUCUAGAGACACGCCAAAACACGACCAGAUUCAUGAGGAAUGAGCCGGUGCCUUGGAUUCAGGACAUCCUUCUAAAGGCUUUUCACUGAGUGAGAUCUACAAGAGAGCUUUGAAUGUUCGGGACUGAUCGGAUGGUCCGCUGACUGUGAUUGCAGGAACAUUGUGCGACCAUCAUCAUGGCUGCGUCUGAAUUAUAUACAAAGUAUGCACGGGUCUGGAUCCCGGAUGUAGAAGAAGUGUGGAAGUCAGCAGAGCUCACCAAGGACUACAGACAAGGAGAUGGAGUUCUGCAGCUACAGCUGGAGGAUGGAAAGGAACUGGAGUACAAAUUGGACCCCAAGACAAACAACUUACCACACCUCCGUAACCCUGAUAUCCUGGUGGGAGAAAAUGACCUGACCGCUCUCAGUUACCUUCAUGAGCCCGCUGUGUUACACAAUCUGAAAGUGCGCUUCAUUGAUUCCAAACUCAUCUACACAUACUGCGGUAUUGUUCUAGUCGCUAUAAACCCAUAUGAGACACUACCCAUCUAUGGAUCUGACAUCAUUAAUGCGUACAGUGGGCAGAAUAUGGGUGACAUGGACCCUCAUAUCUUCGCAGUGGCAGAAGAGGCUUACAAACAGAUGGCCAGGGAUGAGAGGAAUCAGUCCAUCAUUGUGAGCGGAGAAUCCGGAGCAGGGAAAACUGUUUCAGCCAAAUACGCCAUGCGUUACUUUGCUACGGUCAGUGGCUCUGCCAGUGAAGCCAAUGUGGAAGAAAAAGUUCUGGCAUCCAACCCCAUCAUGGAGUCCAUCGGUAAUGCCAAGACCACCAGGAAUGACAAUAGCAGUCGUUUUGGGAAAUACAUUGAGAUUGGCUUCGAUAAGAAGUAUCACAUCAUUGGUGCGAACAUGAGGACAUAUCUGUUGGAGAAAUCACGUGUUGUAUUUCAGGCGGAUGAAGAGAGGAAUUAUCAUAUCUUCUAUCAGCUCUGUGCAUCUGCUCACCUCCCGGAGUUCAAAGCCCUGAAACUCGGAAAGGCUGAUGAUUUUCACUACACCAAACAGGGCAGAAACCCAGUGAUAGAUGGAGUAGAUGAUGCCAAGGAGAUGUCGUCCACCAGAAACGCCUUCAUACUGCUAGGUGUAAAUGAGUCCUAUCAGUUGGGCUUGUUUCAGAUUCUGGCUUCAAUUUUGCACCUGGGGAAUGUGGAAGUGAAGGAUAGAGACUCGGACAGCAGUAUUAUUCCACCGAAUAAUGGUCACCUGAGUGUGUUUUGUGAAUUGAUGGGAGUGACAUAUCAAGACAUGUCUCAUUGGCUGUGUCAUAAGAAGCUGAAGACGGCGACUGAGACGUACAUUAAGCCCAUUCCCAAACUACAGGCCAUAAACGCCCGUGAUGCUCUCGCUAAACACAUCUACGCCAAACUCUUCAACUGGAUCGUGGACCAUGUGAAUAAAGCGCUGCAUUCUACAGUCAAACAGCACUCGUUCAUUGGAGUCCUAGACAUUUACGGGUUUGAGACUUUUGAAAUCAACAGUUUUGAACAGUUCUGUAUUAAUUAUGCCAAUGAGAAACUACAGCAACAGUUCAACAUGCAUGUGUUCAAGUUGGAGCAGGAGGAGUAUAUGAAAGAACAGAUCCCCUGGACUCUCAUUGAUUUCUAUGAUAAUCAGCCAUGUAUCAACCUCAUCGAGGCCAAGAUGGGCAUCCUGGACCUGCUGGAUGAAGAGUGCAAGAUGCCGAAGGGCUCUGAUGACUCCUGGGCUCAGAAACUGUAUAACACUCAUUUGAAGACGUGUGCACUUUUUGAAAAACCACGGAUGUCCAAUAAAGCUUUCAUUAUUCAGCACUUUGCAGAUAAGGUGGAGUAUCAGUGUGAUGGUUUUCUGGAGAAGAAUAAAGACACAGUGAAUGAGGAGCAGAUAAAUGUUCUGAAGGCCAGUAAGUUUGACCUGCUGGUGGAGCUGUUCCAUGAUGAGGAGAAAGCCACAAGUCCGACCGGUGCUGCUCCUGCUACUGGAGGACGCACUCGCCUCAGCGUCAAACCAGACAAGAAAAAACCAGGCCAAGCCAGCAAAGAACACAAGAAGACAGUCGGACUGCAGUUCCGUAACUCUUUGCAGCUGCUGAUGGAGACACUGAAUGCGACUACACCACAUUACGUUCGCUGCAUCAAACCCAACGAUUACAAAUAUGCCUUCACGUUUGACCCCAAGAGGGCAGUGCAGCAACUGCGUGCAUGUGGAGUUUUGGAAACGAUCCGCAUCUCUGCAGCCGGUUUCCCAUCUAGGUGGACAUAUCAGGAGUUCUUUAGCAGGUAUCGUGUCCUGAUGAAACAAAAAGAUGUUUUGACAGACAAGAAGAUGACCUGUAAGAAUGUUCUGGAGAAACUGGUACAGGAUCCAGAUAAGUACCAGUUUGGCAAGACCAAGAUCUUUUUCCGCGCAGGGCAGGUUGCGUAUCUGGAGAAACUGCGUGCAGAUAAGCUGCGUGCUGCCUGUAUCCGCAUCCAGAAGACCAUCCGCUGCUGGCUAGUACGCAAGAAGUACCUGCGCAUGAAACAUGCUGCCACAACCAUCCAGAGAUACGUCCGUGGAUACCAGGCCCGCUGUCUUGCGAAAUUCCUGCGUCGCACACGUGCUGCGAUCAUCAUUCAGAAGUACCAGCGCAUGUAUGUCCAGAGAAAGUAUUACAAACGCAAGCAGGCUGCCGCUCUGGUCAUGCAGUGCAUCCUCAGGGCGUACAUGGCCAGACAGCUGUACAAAGCGCUUCUGCGUGAGCAUAAGGCCAUCAUCAUUCAGAAGAUGGUCCGAGGCUGGUUGGCGCGGCAGUGGUACAAGCGGUCGCUCACGGCCAUCGUUUACCUGCAGUGCUGCAUCCGCCGCAUGCGAGCCAAGCAAGAACUCAAGAAACUCAAGAUUGAAGCACGUUCGGUGGAACACUUCAAGAAACUCAACAUCGGCAUGGAGAACAAGAUCAUGCAACUGCAGCGCAGGAUAGACGAACAGAACAAGGAGAACCGUGUUCUCAGCGAGCGUUUGAACAGUCUAGAGAUCAGCCAUGCUACAGAGUCCGAGCGUCUGCGUGUGGAAGUGACACGUCUGCGAGGGGCAGAAGAGGACGCCAAAAACAACGCCAACAAAGUGACAUCUCUUCUGGAGGAGGUGGAGCGACUGCGCAAAGACCUGCAGAACACACAAAAGGAGAAGAAAGCCAUCGAGGACUGGGCACAAACCUACCAGGACGAGAUGGAAAAGAUGAUCUCAGAACUAAAGGAGCAAAACCACCUGCUGAAGAACGAGAAAAACGACCUGAACCGACUGAUCCAAGAACAGAGCCAGCAGUGGACAGACAAAAUGCAGAGGGCUCUGAAGGAGGAAACCCAGCAGUUAGAAAACGAUUUAAACGAGGAACGCUCUCGCUACCAGAACCUUCUUACCGAACACCUCCGACUAGAGGAGAAAUACGACGAUUUGAAAGAGGAGAUCACACUCACUGUAAAUGUUCCAAAACCUGGUCACAGGCGCACAGACUCCACACACAGCAGCAACGAAUCAGAAUGUACCUACAAUUCAGAGUUUGCCGAGUCCGAGGAAGGGACCCGCGGAGGGGAGGACGUUUCCAAGGGGAUACUGGACAUGUCCCUGUUCCUAAAGCUGCAGAAGAGAGUAUCCGAGCUAGAGCAAGAAAAACAGUCACUGCAGAACGAACUCGAUCGGAGAGAAGAGCAGUUUCAGCGGGCUAGAGCUAGGGAUGAUGAGGAACAUAAGAAAGCUCGUGGUGCUGAGCUGGAAUAUGAAUCUCUCAAGCGUCAGGAGUUGGAGUCAGAGAACAAGAAGCUCAAACAUGAUUUGAAUGAGAUGCGUCAGUCUCUGAGAGGCGGCGCUGAGGCCGGUUCUGGAGCGCCGGGUUCUCCUGCGUACACGGUCCUGCUGGAUCAGCUGAACGCCUCCAACGAGGAGCUGGAGGUGCGGAAGGAGGAGGUGCUCAUCCUGCGCUCUCAACUCGUCAGUCAGAAAGAGGCCAUGCAACACAAGGGGACCAUGACUGAGCCUUUGCCGUACAUUGAGGAUGUGCAGAAGCUGACUGAUGCCAAGGAGAUCUCCCAGGCCUACAUGGGCCUUAAAGAGACCAACAGAUCACCCAGGUUUACACGCAGACCGACUGAAGUGAACGAACUUGUGAGCAGGUUGAGAUCCCCAUUCCCUGACUACCAUAAGCUGAAUGAGGAUGGAGAACUGUGGCUGGUUUAUGAAGGGUUAAAGGAAACUAACAGGUUGUUGGAGUCCCAGUUGCAGGCUCAGCGUCGGUCUCAUGACAACGAGGUGGAGGUUUUGCGUGGAGAAUUGCAGAGUGUUAAAGAGGAUAAUAACCGUCAGCAGCAGCUGUUAGCUCAGAACCUGCAGCUUCCUCCAGAGGCCCGAAUCGAGGCCAGUCUACAGCACGAGAUCACGCGCCUCACCAACGAGAACCUGGAGCUUCACUCUGAUGAUCCAAAGGAGUAUAAAGCCUACAGAAUCAGCAUGUUACGCAGGAUGGUUGAUCUUAUGGAGCAACUGGAGAAACAGGACAAGACCGUCCGCAAACUGAAGAAACAGCUCAAAGUCUUCGCAAAGAAGAUCAAUGACCUGGAAGGUGGCCAGAUGGAUGUGUCUCCAGGACAGACGGCCGAUGAGCCUGUUCAUCCAGUGAACAUUCCACGCAGGGAAAAAGAUUUCCAGGGAAUGCUGGAAUACAAGAAAGAGGAUGAACUCAAACUGGUCAAAAACCUCAUACUUGAGCUGAAGCCUCGUGGAGUGGCAGUGAAUCUGAUACCAGGUCUGCCAGCAUACAUCCUCUUCAUGUGUCUGCGUCAUGCCGACUACAUUAAUGAUGAUCAGAAAGUCCGAUCUCUACUCACCUCUGUCAUCAACAGCAUCAAGAAGAUACUCAAGAAAAGAGGUGAUGACUUUGAGACUGUUUCCUUCUGGUUGUCCAAUACAUGCCGUUUCCUGCACUGCCUGAAACAGUACAGUGGCGACGAGCAAUUCAUGAAGCAUAACACUCCUAAACAGAACGAUCACUGUCUCUCCAACUUUGACCUGGCCGAGUACCGGCAGGUUCUGAGUGAUCUGGCCAUUCAGAUCUACCAGCAGCUCAUCAAGUGUAUGGAGAACAUCCUGCAGCCCAUGAUCGUCUCUGGCAUGCUGGAACAUGAAACCAUCCAGGGCGUGUCCGGGGUGAAGCCCACGGGUCUCCGUAAGAGGACGUCCAGUAUCGCUGAUGAGGGGACAUACACAUUGGACUCCAUCAUCCGGCAGCUCAACUCCUUCCACUCCAUCAUGUGUCACCACGGAACCGACCCGGAGCUCAUCAAACAGGUGGUCAAGCAGCAGUUCUACAUCAUCGGCGCCGUCACCCUCAACAACCUGCUGCUGCGUAAAGACAUGUGCUCCUGGAGCAAGGGCAUGCAGAUCAGGUAUAACGUGAGUCAGCUGGAGGAGUGGCUGAGAGAUAAGAACCUCAUGACAUGUGGCGCGAAAGAGACGCUGGAGCCGUUGAUUCAGGCCGCACAACUACUGCAGGUCAAGAAGAAGACGGAUGAGGAUGCUGAGGCCAUCUGCUCCAUGUGUAACGGCCUCUCUACAGCACAGAUUGUGAAGGUGCUGAACUUGUAUACACCUGUCAACGCUUUUGAAGAGCGUGUGUCGGUACUGUUCAUUAGAACAAUACAGACACGUUUACGGGAUCGAAAGGAGUCACCUCAGCUGCUGAUGGACACCAAAGUCAUCUACCCCGUGACCUUCCCUUUUAACCCCUCCUCCCUGGCCCUGGAAACCAUUCAAAUACCCGGCAGCCUCAAUGUGGGCUUCCUCACUCGUGUGUAGACCCUUCAAUCACCUCACCUCAACCAAUCACACGGCAGGAACAGGGAGCCAAAAUAUAUAAAUAAAUUAAAAAAAUUAAUGAUUAUAGGUAAAUAAGCCACACACUUAAAGAGAAUGCAGUUUAGAUCAUGUCAUCAAUCCUUCUUUUUGCACUUCUUCAUCACUUUUAUUUUUUCAAUACAAGAGUGAAUCUCAUGAAACCUGUCAAAUACGUGUUCAGAUCACAAUUGACCCCAAAAUCAAAAGAAACACACAAGAAACUAUUUUGUUUGAUGAAAAUUAAGCUCGUUAGGACAAUUAAUAUGUUGACAUUGUAUUUUAAUGACAUUUAAGCACUUCCUCCCAAAAUUCAAAAUGCAAAAAGAAAAAAAAACCUAAUUUUAACUCAAUAUAUUACUGACAUUGUAGAGUGUUUGCUAACAUAUGCUGAUUAAAUUAAAUAAUUGGAAUUCACUUGAUUGCAGUAAUUAAUUAAUAAUUAAUACAUUGAGAAUAAUGUAAAUAACAGAAAUGCUCAAAACACAUAUCCACAGCAGCACAAUACAAUAAUAACAAUAAAGUUCUUCAUUUACUUCAUGGAAAAUAUGUUCUUAUAAUAUUUUCUUUUGAUUGUGGGACCUGGAUAUUUUUGUGAGAUUCACCUUUUAAACUGGAAUAUUUCAGAGAUGUUUCACUUAAUGAACGUUACGAAAGGAAGAAUAACUCAUUCUAACACUAAUGCCUUUUCAGAUCACAACCAGAAUAAGUUCACGGGGCUGUAUAAUCUUAUACAUAUAUAAAUAUCUAUGAAUAUGUAUGAUGCUAGGAUAUUUUAUUUAUUGCUUUACCCUAUCAGAUAUUUUUUCUUUUCUCUCAAAUGCUAGCUAACAUGGAUAUCCAGUUGCGGAACAUACUCUAGUCCUCUGCACUCAUUCAUACCAGAUUAAUUAACUUAGUCUCAGUAAAAAAAAAAUUUAAAAAUGUAAAAAAAAAAAAGACCUUGGAGCUCAGCUGACUUCAUUAACGUAGAUGUUUAUUUGUUAGUAGCAUGUGGUGAUGUUGAUUAGCUAAUAAGUAGUCAUGUCUGGUGUAACUCUGGCGGAAAGAAAACUUAGCAUCCGUGCACUAUCCCAGAGCUUAUUUCUUCCUCAAGAGCUUCCUCAAGUUUACAUCUCUGAUCUUCAGGAACCAUUUCCAAAGAGAUGGUACAGUCCAGACCCAGUGCAUGAUGGGAUUGUUUGGGUUUUCAUCAUACGGACAUAUCAAGAGCAUGAGAUUCGUGUUCCACAGGUUUUAGCAGAGCUAGAGCUAGUUCAGGUGAGUUCUAGACUCCCGAAUGAGGUUUAAUGAAGUUUCAGAUGGUUUGGGCCCUCCGCCAUUCUGCUGGUGGGUGAACCUCAUGAAGACACGUCCCAGUGAAAUAUGAAAUGAAAUAAACGGCAAAACAGUUUUCGCACAAAGAACAUUAAGCCUAUUUUACGAAGAUUAUGAUUGCAUUGUUGCAUUAUUUUCCGCAUAAUUAAGCAUGUUUUAAUCCCAAAUUCUCACUAUUGUAAUGCAGUGAUCCUUACUUGUGUACUUUACAAUUUAAAUAACAUAAUUUAUUACUUUUUGCAUUACAGUAAUGAGAAUUGAUGGUGAAAUGGGCUUAAUUGUGCAAAUAGGCAAAAAUAAUAAUAAUAAUAUCUUAUUGCUCAGUAAAUAUACAGUAAUACAAAUAAGUUUGUGAGAUUCAAAGAGGCAUCUUGUAUCCACAAAAGCACACUGGAUAUCCCAAACAGAACUAAAAGAAACCCCAAACUACUGACUCUCUCAACACGUGAAGAUGUUUAUCAAAAACUUGCUGUUAUUUAUUUCAGUAUUCUAUGUUUUUAAAGGUUAGAAACGGCUGUUGUUUUUAUGGCAUGUGCUGUUGGAUGAGUUAAUAUAUAUGGACAAAUUUCUUUUUGUCACUUGUUUUGUUUUGCUGUUUGUCUUUUGUGUUCACGUCUGGCUGGAUAUCAGUAUUAUCUUGAAUGUGUCAGGCAGCUUUUAUUGGAAAGCUGUUUGUUUUGAUCUGUGACUCCUGAAAUUAAAGCAGGCACCUUAGUGCAGCCAUGCUUUCCAUCACACACAUAGACAUUCACACACCCUAUUCUUAUAUUAUAUUAUAUUAUAUUGCAUUAGUUUUAGGGUCAAAUGAUGUAUGUUGAUACUUUGUUUCCUCUGUCUACUGCAUGGGUUUCAUCUUUAAAAUCUUCCACACUAGUUCAGUGUGUUAUUGGCCACAGCUCUUAUGCCAUUUCACUGUAGUGCACUGGGAUUUUAUCAUGCCUUACUGUAGUUAUAGUUCGUCGUGUAUCACGCAGAGCUUCUGUAUCAUUCUAUCAGUCUCAACUGCUUUCUGACGGAGAUCAAUGUUUGUUAUGCAUAUGUCACAAGAAAAAUGUGUGUGUGGUGUGUGUGUGUGCACAUAAAUGACAGUGCAAAGACCAUUUUUCUAAUCAAUUUUGUAUUGUUUUCCAGUGAGAUUUUUUACAUCUCUUGAAUUACCUUUAUUUUUCAUACCUCAUUGGUGAUUUUUUUUUCCAUAUUUUAAGCAUUUGCAAAAAUGUAGUUGAAAAUAAAAUUGCAAACACCUAACGAGAUAAGGGGAAAAGGUUAAUUCAACAUAUUCUUUGAAAAUGUCUUAUUUUGCUUCUCAGUUAAAUGGAUCUUGUUUACAUCAUUUUAGAUUUUUAUUUUUUUUGUCAUUUAGAUAUUUUUACUGGAAAACAAGACGAAAAUAGCUUUUUUUUUUUUGCAGUGUAUUAAUAUUCAGUUCAGAUAAACACAGCUGAAAUCAAGUUCAGCAUUCAACAUCUCCGUUAUCAGUGUACAGAAUCAUUCAGGAGUUUUAUGAUCAUGGGACCAUUGUGUGACCUUUGCUUUUUUUUAUUGUGUUAGUUAAGUUCUUAUGGAAUUCAAAUAAAAAUGGUUGGAAGAUUUACAAAUGCAAUUUGAUAAAAAUGCAUAUCACUUCAAAUGGAAAAUAAUGAAGUUGUACUGGAACACAAAUGAAAAUGUAACAAAAAAAUAAUAAUAAUUGAAUGUUGACGUGUUUGUACAUGGUUUUAUUUACAUUGUCAUAUUUUAGAUAAAGCCUUACCUCUGAAUGGACGACAUGUCAAUGUAACACAUUUGUUUCUCUGUGGUGUUUCAUAUUCUGUUCAUUUGCUUUAUUGACAUUUGUGAAGUAUAAACCUGUAAUAUUCCUGUUGAAAUGGGUAUAGAUUUCCAAAUGCCUCUUAAAAAAAUUGAUUUGCACAUUUAAAAAAAUCUCAGACUUGUCGUACCGAUCCAACAGCCCUGUUUUAGUCUUUCCUCAGCUCUAGGUUCUAAAGUGGUUUGUAAAAAAUGACUUUCACAUUACAUCAGCUAGUCCACAGUCUGAUGCUCAUUGUAUCAAGAUCAGCCUGUUCUCAUGCUUGUAUAAAGUCAGCUUAUGCAGACAUUGAUAGUUACUGUAGUAAUGCAGAUGAACAUCUCAUAUGUUUGCUUCUCCUUCAGCUUGUUCAGACAGGAUUGAGCUGAUUGAGGUCUUGUGGGGGGGAGGUGGGGGGGAUGUCUCUUACUGAAGGACCAGACAGUUUGUAGUUCCUGUAGCUGUAAUUAUUUCAUGUGUUCAUCAAUGCAAUUUCAUGGAGUGAUAUACUAAUGUCAAAAGCUGUUCAAGUCAAAUAAAUGAAUUCAGCACUA
Onychostoma macrolepis is the source of this 9591-nucleotide messenger RNA. RefSeq names its product myosin VAa (gene myo5aa). The transcript has 42 exons. Bases 223 to 5895 code for a protein of 1890 amino acids. NCBI's taxonomy places the organism in Eukaryota, Metazoa, Chordata, Actinopteri, Cypriniformes, Cyprinidae. The record is from RefSeq and is a predicted model, not a curated record. Gene Ontology annotation, biological process: vesicle transport along actin filament; actin filament organization. Gene Ontology annotation, cellular component: myosin complex; actin cytoskeleton; cytoplasm. Gene Ontology annotation, molecular function: ATP binding; actin filament binding; microfilament motor activity.